CGGUAAAAACACUAUAAAAAUACCGUGCAAUCAACUCUGCACGUAGUCUCAUUUUAAAUGUGUACCAUGUUGAUGCUUUUGGCAGUUACACUUCUUGGAGUUGGUGUAUUCGGGGAGAAUUGCGAUAAAAAAGGUGUACUCGUAUAUGAAGACAUGGCAUGUACUCCUUCGUACGCUGAAGAUAGUAAUUGUCCCGUUAAAUACAAUUGUGUGGGAAUAGGAAACGAAACGAACUGUGUAUACAAGGGUGAAAUUGUAACACAGGGUACCACUGCCAAUAGUUCUGAUGCCCCCUUAUGUUUAUGGGGUUGUUAUUGUACUGGUGAUAGGUUUAGCUGUCCUCAAAUCAGUUGUCGACCAGAGCUCUACAAUUACAAACCAACAAAACCUGGGUGUUAUUUAGAAGGAAGUUUGGAUAAAUGUUGUCAUUACAAAGAAAGAUGUCCACCAUUUGAUGAGUCCAUAAAAUGUGUGAUCGAUGGUAAAACAUAUAGAGACCAACAAGACUUCUAUCCAAACGACGCUUGCGUCAACUGCAUUUGUAGAAAAGGAUGGAGGGGAAAAUACGAAGCUCCGUUUUGCCAACGCAAAAGGUGUGGGGUUCAACUCAGAAAUCAGGAACAAGUACAAAAAUCCUGUGCUCCUGCUUAUAUGAAGCGAUACUUUACUCCUGAUAAUACAUUAUGUUGUCCCAAUCAAUGGAUUUGUCCUAAAGGAACUGAAGUGGUUGAAGGAAAUGGCAAAAAUGGAGAGAUUUGCAAUUUUGGAGACAAAAAAUUGAAGAUUGGGCAAUGGAUAAAUACAAAUAUUGGGGAUGGGAAAUGGGCCAUGAAGUUCAAGUGCGAAUGUUUGAUACCUCCUUUAUUAGCUUGUAUUGAACAAUAGUAAGACUGUUUAUUAACUCUUAAUAAAUGCAUUGAUAUUAA
Aethina tumida (small hive beetle) is the source of this 926-nucleotide messenger RNA. RefSeq lists its product as uncharacterized. The transcript is spliced from 4 exons. Bases 58 to 885 code for a protein of 275 amino acids. Gene Ontology annotation, molecular function: protein binding. The record is from RefSeq and is a predicted model, not a curated record. Lineage: Eukaryota; Metazoa; Arthropoda; Insecta; Coleoptera; Nitidulidae.